AUGAGCUGGCGAGCUUUGACGGCCAUCGCUCUCACAGCCAUCACCGUCUCUGCAUAUCCCUUCCAAUCAUACAACCACGUCGCUCGUUCAAACAAACACGUCUACUGUCCUCUAUCCGAACUAUGCACAUGGGGAACCUGUACCAGCACCACCAUUGGUCUUGAUCCUAAGAACUGUGGUGCGUAUGGCAACUCAUGCAAGGCGGGAGAAAUCUGUGUCGCAGGAGAGUGCUACCCCUUAGAUUUCGGGAACAACAAGUGCGACACCACAUGCGAGCCUGGUCAGUGGUGCAAUGAUGGUAAAUGUGUUGCCAUUGAGAUUGCGGCCAACUCUCGUAUCUGUGGUAAAGACCACAAAGACUGCGGUGCAGGAGCAGUCUGCAUCAACGGACAAUGCCAAACACUAGACAUCGACCCCAAAUCCAAAUCCUGUGGACCCAAAAAGGUUGCUUGCGAUGCAGGAACCUGGUGCCUCGAUGACUCUUGCAUCCCCUUCAUCCUCGGAACAUACCCUCAGACCUGCGACAAAAAGACCCCCUGCCCGCUGGGCUCAUCUUGCUAUCACGGACAAUGCCAACAAAUCUCCAUCUCCACCGAUAUCUACAAGUGCGGCGAAUCUGCCAAGAGCUGUACCGCUGGCCAACUCUGCGUUUCUGGAUCUUGCCAGUUCCUCUCAUUCACAGAAGAGAAAGAACAAACUGACUCUUGCGGUUCAUCUCAUGGACCUUGUGAUCCUGGUUUCUUUUGCUAUGAGCACGAGUGCCUGCCUAUCAGUAUCUCAACCGAUGGCUCCAAGUGUGGCAAGAGUAAGAAAGGAUGCGGCGCAGAUGAGGUUUGCAUCUCUGGAAUCUGCACCACGAACCUCUUCCGAGAGGUUGACACAACUGUAACUAUCUGCACUGGUGACUCUUCCGGAUCCAGUGGCCGCCGACCAAACUGCCCCUCUUGUUAUGGUGGCACGUCAUCUAACCAAGGAUCCCACGGCAAAGGGGGUUCUUCAGGAAACGGUGGCUCUGGUGGCCACGGCACUUCUGGCGGAUCAUACGAAAACGGUGGUUCUACUGGACGCCCUGGCGGUAAGCCGAACGGCGGUGGCUCAUCAGAAGGAGGGUAUUACAACGAGGGCGGAUACUAUGUGGAUGGCUCUGGAAAGCCCCAGUAUGGUGAUGGUAAUGGCUACUAUCCCGGAACAGGCUCUGGUCGUCCAGGCUCCGGCUACGGCCCUGGAUCUCGCCCAGGCUAUGGCCCCGGUUCACGUCCAGGCUCCGGAUCCGGUGACAAGGGAGGUGCCAGCAACUUUGGGCCCAGUCGUCCAGGCCCCGGCAGUGAUGGUAACGGCUCCCUCACCCCAGCUUGCGAUCCCGAUUGCUCCUCCAAUGAGAUUUGCGUUGCGGGAGAAUGUCUUACCGUCUCCGAUCCUCUGUCCUGUGGUCCUUCUUCCGGUCUCUCACGUCGCCAAACACUGGAAUGCCCACUAGGUUUCGCCUGUAUCAAUGAUCGCUGCGUCCCAGUCGACAGCUCUAUCAGCUGUGGCGGAUCGAAUUGUCCCCUCAACUAUGCUUGCAUCGACGAUGCUUGCGUAGAACUUGGUGAUCCCGCCAACUGUGGUGGCGAGGUUUGCGCCAGCGAUGAGAUCUGCCUAGCUGAGACUUGCACAUCAAACCCGGAUCUCGCCAGCUGUUUUGGCGUUGUGUGUCCCUCUGGACAGAGUUGUCUCGCAGGUGACUGUGUCCCAGGUCGUCCCGGCAUUGAUGGCAACCCUCAGGGUAACGGUGGUCGACCUGGUGGUGAUAUCGGGGACGGAGAUGGACCUGAUGCUCGACCUACUCGUGACGGUGGCCGGCCUGGCGGUGGAGAUGGAGACGGACCCGAUGCCCAGCCAACACGAGAUGGUGGUGACCCUGACGAUGACCCAUCACUAACUGUCACUGUGUCUGGAUCUGUCACAGUUAUUCCCAACCCCGGUGCUACAGAUACAGACGGCACUACAGACGGAUCUUCGGGCUCCACGACUGGUAUCAGCGGUGAGCCUGAGGGCAGCGGCCGGACUUCGACCUUUGGUGUCAUCACUCAGGGCAGCACUACCAUCACGUUUCCCGUCAACCCUACUCAGACCGGCCUUGCCUGUUCAGUCGAUAGCGAUUGCAAUCUUACUGAGGAUAACGGACCAGCCACCACGGACGACUUCCCUGCCCCACCAACCGGAACCACAACCUGUACUACUGACGAAGAUUGUCUCGCUGACAACAACGCCUGUCUUUUCAAUGGCGAGAACAUUUGCCGCUGUGUUGACGGCAUCUGCGUUCAGCAACCCAUUACCGGAGACCCCCAAGGAAGACCUACCUCUACUGAUACCGAAGGCCCUGAACUUACCACUCUCGAUGGGCCAGAUGGUGACCCGACAGCCACUAUCACACUGACCGAUGAUGGCCCCGAAUUGACUACGCUUGAUGGACCUGAUGGAGAACCCACUGCCACGGUUACCCUCACCGGUGAUACUGAAACAACCGACGGUCCCGAAGUCACUACACUCGACGGACCUGACGGCGAACCAACUGCGACUGUUACUCUGACUGGAGACGAUGGCACAACCGACGGUCCUGAACUGACCACACUAGAUGGGACCGACGGCGAACCAACUGCCACUGUCACUCUUACCGACGCUGUCGACACGACCGCCGAUGCGGAAGUAACAACCCUCGAUGGAACAGAUGGUGAGCCCACCGCAACGGUUACUCUCACAGCAACCGAGCCAGCGGCCACAGAGACCGAGUUUCCAUGCACGACAGACGACGACUGUUUGGCGCAGCUUGGCCUUUGCACCACCGAUGGUCUUGUCAAUCUCUGUAUCUGUGUUGAUGCAGUCUGUGUUCUACCUGACGUCGCUACUGAGACUACAACUGCGACAGAAGCUGGUGGUGAACCAACUGAUGCUGCUACCACCACCACCGACGGAGAAGUCGCACCUACACCCACUACCGUAUGCUCUACAGACGAUGACUGCAUUGUCAACGUAGAUCUCUGUGUCGAUGGACUAGUCAAUAUCUGUGUCUGUGUGGACGCAGUAUGUGUCAUCCCCGACCCUGCUGAUUUGACUACAACUGCGACAGAAGCUGGUGGUGAACCAACUGAGGCUGCUACAACUACUGAUGGAGAAAUCGCACCCACACCCACUACUGCAUGCGACACAGCCGAUGACUGUGCUGUUAACGCAGGUCUCUGUCUAGACGGUCUUCUUAACAUCUGCCUCUGUGUCGACGGUGUCUGUAUCGCUGCACCCGACGGUGAUGCGACUACGACGGCAGUGGUGCCCACAGAAACAGCUACAACUCCUUGUACUACAGAUGACGACUGCUUGGCCGAUAUUGGCCUAUGUGUGGAUGGAUUACUGAACCUCUGUGUCUGUGUUGAUGCUGUCUGCGUGAUUGACGGCCCAGGGGGUGGCGGUGAUGGGUCUGCUUGUACUGAAGAUGAUGAUUGCACCAGCCCAGGCUCCGUGUGCUUGGAUACCAAUGUAUGCGGACCGGACCCUGACAACACUGGUACGGAUUGCACCACUGCGGAUGACUGCACUGCCAACGCCGGUCUUUGCCUCUCUCCUCUAGGUAUCAACAUCUGCUUCAGGAUCUAUAUGCCUGGAUAG
Messenger RNA from Fusarium graminearum PH-1, 3642 nucleotides. RefSeq lists its product as uncharacterized. NCBI's taxonomy places the organism in Eukaryota, Fungi, Ascomycota, Sordariomycetes, Hypocreales, Nectriaceae. The transcript is spliced from 3 exons. Bases 1 to 3642 code for a protein of 1213 amino acids. The record is from RefSeq and is a predicted model, not a curated record.